CCGUUGGGGGCCGGCCGUUCCCGCCGCCGGGGGGGAGCGAGGGACGGAGGACGGCGGCGCUCGCAGCCGCCGCCCUGCCUCCCUCUCUCAGGGUUGCGCGCGGGGCGGCCGAGCCUGGGCGCCCCUCCCCUGCCGGACGCGUCGGGGCCAGCGCAGCGAAGCCGCCCGGAGGGGCGAGGGGCGAAUAGGUGGCUGGAGGGAAUGCGGGGCAGCAGCGGGUGCGGCGGCAGAGCGGAGUUUCCAGCGCGUCGCCUUUGUGUGGAGCGAGGCUGCGUGUGCGCCGUGGCAGGCGUGGCCUGAGGGACACGAGUGCAUUUCCUCGCUCUUACGGCGCCCUGCCGCGCGCAGCGAGCACGGAAGCCGCGGGGCAGCGCGGCUCCGCGGAGAGACACCUCGGCGCGGUGCUGGUGAGCUGCGCUGCGCGCCCGCGGCUCCGCGUUCGCCUCUGCCGCGUGCCCAUGGACUGACCCGGGCAGCGGAGGGACGCCCGAGUGCGCCGCCGCCGCCUCGCCCUCCGCCCAACUUGGCAAAACUUAGCGAGCAGGCUGCUGCCCUGGACAUUGUGCUAUAGAAGAUGCACUAUUACCGAUACUCUAAUGCAGAGGUCAGCUGUUGGUACAAAUACCUGCUCUUCAGCUACAACAUUGUGUUCUGGCUAGCUGGAGUGGCCUUCCUUGCAGCUGGUCUGUGGGCAUGGAGUGAAAAGGGUGUAUUGUCUGAUCUAACGAAAGUGACCGGUCUUCAUGGCCUGGACCCAGUGGUACUUGUCUUGGUGGUGGGAAUAGUGAUGUUUACUUUGGGAUUCGCUGGUUGUGUAGGAGCACUGAGAGAAAACAUCUGCCUUCUGAAGUUUUUCUGUGGAGCAAUCGUGUUUAUAUUUCUGCUGGAGCUGGCAGUGGCAGUUCUGGCUUUUUUGUUCCAGGACUGGGUGCGGGACAGGGUCAAGGAAUUCUUUGAGAAUAAUAUUAAGUCUUACCGAGAUGAUAUUGACCUUCAGAACCUCAUUGAUUCACUACAGAAAAUUAACCAUUGCUGUGGUGCCCAAGGUCCAGAUGACUGGGACCUUAACAUAUACUUUAACUGUAGCAGUGAAAGCAAAAGUCGUGAGAAGUGUGGCGUUCCUUUUUCCUGUUGUAUACCUGAUCCUGCUCAAAAAGUUGUGAAUACACAGUGUGGCUAUGAUGUCAGAAAGAAGAGCAAGAGCCAAUGGGAUGAUCAGAUUUUCAUCAAAGGUUGUAUCCUUGCUCUUGAAGCUUGGUUACCCCGAAAUAUCUACAUUGUUGCAGGUGUCUUCAUAGCUAUCUCACUGCUGCAGAUUUUUGGGAUUUUCCUAGCCAGGACAUUGAUUUCUGAUAUUGAAGCUGUAAAGGCAGGUAAUGCCUUCUGAAUAUAAAAGCACACACCUGUUCCAAGAGAAGUAUGUUUUACUGCUAUUGAUUGGACACCAAGGUGAAAAACACGCAGACCAUGGAACAUGCCUGUUAUUAAAGGCCGUAUGUGGCUCUUACCUGCUUGUACUUUGUUACGCACUGGUACAAAAAAGGAUCUCGAACACACACCUGUCUGCCUUUUUUCCAGAGCGACAACUUAUUACACCAGAGUUGCUCUUUGGUGUGGAAGAAAUGAAAUAUUGGAGGAACAGAUUUUUAAAGAACGUAGCAAGCAGAAACGUAACUGCUAUAAACUUCUUCCUUGAAGAACUGCCUUGAAGAUUGUUCAGUUUUUACUCCUGACUGUUGUCAUCAAUCUGUGUUGUAAUCUCUUCUGAAGACAUGCUGAUCUCUUCACAAUCUUGAAAAUGUUUUAGUAUCUAUAGAAGACCCAUGCAGUCAGUGUGGCAAGAUACCCAGGAGCCGUAAUGGUCAUGGUAUUGGAAAUGAGAGAGAAGACUCACUAGUUUUCUAGUUUUGUUUCUCAAUUGUGCAGAAAUAGGGGAUGUUUUUCUCUGACCAGGAAUAACAUAGAUGUCUCAGGAGCAGGGACUUGUGCUCAGCUUUAGAGAGACAGAGUAACCCAAGACAUUUUGAAAGAUCAAGCAUUUUCUUGAAAGGAAAAAUCUGACUGUGUUAUCUAUAGCAUUAUAUGUUAGAAAUACCUUUAUUAGGGGUCAGGUGAAGGGGAGAAUCCCUGAUGCUGCAUUUCCUUUCUGAAAAGCUUGUAAAUAGUUUUUAUUUAUAGAGGAAGAAAAACUCUUUAAAACUGCUUAGCUUUUUUUCUUGAUCAAUAACAUCUUUAAAAAAUGCUGCCUGUGGAAAUUUCAAAAUGCAGCUGUUUCAAGAGGUAGCUUUCCCUCUAGUUUCUUUCAGGCCUACUUGUGUCCGAUUGUCACAAAUCCUAAUUGCUAAUAUUAAGACUGAGGAAAAACAUGGGUCAACAUUAAUCCUUAUUGAACUGUUUUUUUUUUUUUUUCUAUCAAGGAAUAUAAAUUUAGUAUAAUAUUAAAGUUGAGGGUUUUUUUUUAAAGUCUUUUAUACAGCUGUUGAGUCUUCAGUUCUGUUUGUAUUCUGAUGCAUGGUUCAAAUGUCAGUCCAAUCACAAUGAUACAGUGACCAGAACCAUUUCUUUGCAGUAGUAAGCUGCCUCAAACUGAACUACUGUUGAAGUAAAAUUUUUUCUUUGGCUUUUACUGGAAGAAAACAACUUUCUUCUCCCCCCACCCUCCAUUCUUGGGAAUUGAUCUGAAGCUUAGCAGGAGUUCCAGUCUCUUCUAGAAGCCUUUGGACCGGGAUUAUAGUGGCUGCAAAAGUGUUGCUCUUCUAUUUUCCUUGCCAUGUUUGGCAUAGUAUCUUUAGCUUUAAGAGAGAAAUAUGUGACUGAAAACCUCUUGGAAAUGUAGCUGUCAGUUUUACUGUGGGCCAUAUACUAACAAAUUGUUUGCUGCUUCCAAUGACACGUGUCUUUCAGCGAGAGCAGAUUUAUUUACAGUGCCUAACACAGUGUAAAUUCUAGAAAAGUAUAUAUUUUUAUAAUGGUAUUUUACUGCCUGUAGUCUGCCUGAAGGAUUUAAUGCUUGUUUUUCCAAAGUAUUUUUGACUUUCCUAGGAAGCCAGACUUCUGUAUGCAUCUCUAUAAAUAUCUUUAUUGUGCAUGUGUUAAUGAACAUUUCACUGGCAAAAGCUGAUCUUGGAGUAAGAAUCUUUAUCUGUCUCUAUUGAUUGUCCAGACAUCCUUCAAGCUUUUAAUCUGAAACAUUUCACAGACAAUGCUGUACUUUGCAUGUAUAUUUCAUUUGAGCUUUUACAGUUUUCUGGGUUUUUUGGCCAGUGAUUGACACAACAGGAGAAGGAAGCUUGUCUAAGGAUGGCUGAUUUCCUUAGAGUAGCAGAGAACACAGUCUGCUAUUAACUUAUCUGAAAAAACUGAAAGUAAAAUAUCCAGAAGUGCACUGUGAUUUAAGCUUUGAUAUACAACAAGGAGGAAAAAAAAGCAGUAGAUGGGAGCUUACAAGGUCAUUGAGAAGAGGACAAGAGGCAUUUCUUCUUUAGAGCCUUGAAUUUGAAGUUUGUUCAACUUGUUUAUUUUAUCUAGUCCAGUAGGAGCAGCCAAAAAUUCGCUGCUGUUACUGCUACUUUGCAAGGAACAAAGUAGUGUUCAGUAAGGCUUGCUUUAAAUUUUAGUGCUUGAAACUUGCAAAGCCACCUCAUGCAAUUUAUUCUGUUAAGGUUAUGUACAAUAAUCUGAUGCAUGUAAAAUUAGAGAAGGAUGCUUUAUAUUUUUAAAACAUUGGACUGAAAAUAGCAUUUAGGGAAUAUGUUUCACUUUGCCAUUUUUCUGACACAGACAGCUCCUAAUGCUGGAAAGUCAUUUCCAUGGUUGAUAUAAAUCAUCAUAGCUUCAAAGUUAUCAGUGGAGUUCAUGCACUGAAAUUAGCUACUGACAAGGGCCAAUGUCAGUGAUCAGAAUUCAACUAUCUCUGCAAAUCUCAAGUUGCUUGGAGACAAAUGAGCAUUCAGAUCCUUUUUGAAGUACCAUUUAAAUGCAAAACCAUUUACUUGAAGCAUUACCUUUCCACAGUUUCUUAUUGACUUUGGCUCUGUUAACAACAGCUGUGUAUCAAUGCUUCAGUGAUUUGGAACCUAAUUCAAGAAAACAAGUUCAGCCUAUUUCAGGGUCUUUGAAUUCAUGGGCUUUUCUGUUUUCACUGUGGAUAAACUCUAUGUUCAUUCAGUAUCAUUUUUUAAAACUACAGCAAUCAAGACUUUUUGUCCCAACACAUUUUAAAGUGCACCCCCACUGGUGAUAUACAUGGCUAGUGUAAUUUGACUUGGACAAUUUUCUUAUUAUUUUCUACUUAAAGUUAUAUUUAGUGCCUUUUUUAUGGACCUGCAAUGACCUCAUUGCUGAAGAUUUAGAUUAUGCUUUAAACAAGUCCUGUCAGCAUAAGCAGUUAGGGCUUGAGGCAGGCUUACACCUGAAGGAGAAGCAAAUCAACCAUUUCAUAAGGAGAGGUUUGGUAAGUAUAAUGUUGAGAUUUCAGUGGUUGCAUUUGGAACAGCUCCACUAACACUACAAUAGAAACAAGGUUUUUAAUGAAGAUGUCAAAUAGGAGAUCAGACUUAAAUAACUAGACUGAGAGAAGGAAACUUAUCAUUCAAGGUGAUUGCUUUAUUUCUCAGAAAUGAGCACAAUUUAUUUCUGUGAAUCAAUGUAUUUAUUUGUCAGUAUGUUUGGCGGUGCAACUGUUCUUUUGUUUCUGUUGUUAUACCUGGAUUUGGACAAAGUUUCCUUGUACAUGAAGAGGAGGGUGAAUCUGAGCACUGAACAAAGUGAAGUGACCAAAGGAGGCUCCAGUCUCCUCCUGAAAACCUGAAUACUUCUUCCGUAGGGUCUUGAGUUUUGGUGACCCUCUGUACCAUGCCUUGUGGAUUGAUUUGUAUUCUAAGUCCAUUGAGGCUGAUGUAGCGGUCUGCUUAAUAUACAGAGAAUUACCUUGGGUUUUUUUGUUUCCCCAUUCCAUCCUUCCUUCUCCCUUCCCCUGUGAGCCAUCAUGCAGCUUGGAUGUUGUUUAGUCAGUAGAAGGGGAGGUUCUGUCUUGUCUUCUGUGAUGGCUUUUCUGAGUGACUUUCAGUAUUUUUUUUGUCAAGCCUUAAAUUUGAUUAAAUAAAAUUUGAUGUUUUAUACUGCUGGAA
Dromaius novaehollandiae (emu) is the source of this 5129-nucleotide messenger RNA. RefSeq names its product tetraspanin 14 (gene TSPAN14). Gene Ontology annotation, cellular component: plasma membrane. The record is from RefSeq and is a predicted model, not a curated record. The transcript is spliced from 9 exons. Lineage: Eukaryota; Metazoa; Chordata; Aves; Casuariiformes; Dromaiidae. The coding region runs from base 575 to 1387 and encodes 270 amino acids.